Messenger RNA from Cololabis saira (Pacific saury), 7898 nucleotides. Its product is annotated as alpha-tectorin-like. Gene Ontology annotation, molecular function: protein binding. NCBI's taxonomy places the organism in Eukaryota, Metazoa, Chordata, Actinopteri, Beloniformes, Belonidae. The coding region runs from base 27 to 7568 and encodes 2513 amino acids. Gene Ontology annotation, biological process: cell-matrix adhesion. The transcript is spliced from 33 exons. The record is from RefSeq and is a predicted model, not a curated record.
AGGUGAACAGAGGCACAUAAGCAGAAAUGGAAGGUAAAAUCCAACUGCUUGUGCUGCUUUUGUCAGUGAUGAGUGGAGCGGCUGACAACGAUCUAGGAACUCUUUAUCCGAUAGAUGGGACUGAAGACUCUCGAUCAAAUGAAGGAAAUUCACCAAGGAUUUCCCUGGAAAGACCUUUCGUCUAUUUUGGACGGAUGUACAAUGACACUUAUAUUAAUCACAAUGGAUUCCUAACAUUUGACGACUCAAUGUCAGAAUACUUACCUAAAAGGUUCCCACACAAUCCGAAAUCAGACAUUAUUGCUCCAUUGUGGACAGAUUUGGACAACAGUAAAACUGGUCAUAUAUAUUACAACCAAUACACCAGUGGCAGUGUUCUCCAGCAGGCUACACAGGACAUUAAUUCCUACUUCCCAGACAUCAAGUUCACUGCCACUUGGGUCUUUGUGGCAACAUGGCAUGAGGUGGCCUACUACCCAACUACAGGAACAAGGACAACUUUCCAGGCGGUGUUAAUCUCUGGAGGCCAGUCCUCAUUUGUGCUUAUGAACUACGACAUAAUUGCCGAGAGUUCUCAUGAUGUACAGGCUGGCUAUGAUACAAUAAACUCCAAGUACUAUUUCUCUAUCCCCGGAUCAUUCACUAAUAAUGCAACAGGCGAUGACUCUGUUAUCCGCAACAGCAGCAAUGUCGACGUACCUGGUCGUUGGGCCUUUCGGGUCAAUUAUGAUUCAGAAAGCUACACUUUCAAUGGACCUCUUUAUCCGAUACAUGGGACCACAGGCCCUCGAACAGAUGAUGGAAGUUCAAGGAUUUCCCUGGAAAGACCUUUCAUCUAUUUUGGACGGACGUACAAUGACACUUAUGUUAAUCACAAUGGAUUCCUAACAUUUGACGACUCAAUGUCAGAAUACUUACCUGAAAGUUUCCCACACAAUCCAAAAUCAGACAUUAUUGCUCCAUUGUGGACAGAUUUGGACAACAGUGAAACUGGUCAUAUAUAUUACAACCAAUACACCAGUGGCAGUGUUCUCCAGCAGGCUACACAGGACAUUAAUUCCUACUUCCCAGACAUCAAGUUCAGUGCCACUUGGGUCUUUGUGGCAACAUGGUAUGAGGUGGCCUACUACCCAACUACAGGAACAAGGACAACUUUCCAGGCGGUGUUAAUCUCUGGUGGCCAAUCCUCAUUUGUGCUUAUGAACUACGACAUAAUUGCCAAGAGUUCUCAUGAUGUACAGGCUGGCUAUGAUACAAUAAACUCCAAGUACUAUUUCUCUAUCCCCGGAUCAUUCACUAAUGCUACAACAGGCGAUGACUCUGUUAUCCGCAACAGCAGCAAUGUCGACGUACCUGGUCGUUGGGCCUUUCGGGUCGAUUAUGAUUCAACAAGCUACACUUUCAAUGGACCUCUUUAUCCGAUACAUGGGACCACAAGCCACCGAACAGAUGAUGGAAGUUCACCAAAGAUUUCCCUGGAAAGACCUUUCGUCUAUUUUGGACGGACGUACAAUGACACUUAUGUUAAUCACAAUGGACUCCUAACAUUUGACCGCUCAAACUCAAUAUACUUACCUGAACCGUUCCCACGAUAUGCAGCGGCAGACAUUAUUGCUCCAUUGUGGACAGAUUUGGACAACAGUGAAAGUGGUCAUAUAUUCUACAACCAAUACACCAGUGGCAGCGUUCUCCAGCAGGCUACACAGGACAUUAAUUCCUACUUCCCAGACAUCAAGUUCAGUGCCACUUGGGUCUUUGUGGCAACAUGGUAUGAGGUGGCCUACUACCCAACUACAGGAACAAGGACAACUUUCCAGGCGGUGUUAAUCUCUGGAGGCCAGGCCUCAUUUGUGCUUAUGAACUACGACAUAAUUGCCAAGAGUUCUCAUGAUGUACAGGCUGGCUAUGAUACAACAGACUCCGCGCACCAUUUCUCUAUUCCCGGAUCAUUCUCUAAUGCUGCAACAGGCGAUGACUCUGUUUUCCCCCGCACCAGCAACGUCAACGUACCUGGUCGUUGGGCCUUUCAGACUGACCAUGGUCCAAAAGGCUGCACUUUCAAUGGGCAACCUGUGCAGCUGGGGUAUUCCUUCUGGAGUGACAACAAGUGUGCAGAGAAGUGCACCUGCACCUCAUCAGGCCUGCAGUGUUCCAACGAGCCCUGCUCCUUUUCCCAAAUAUGCCAGGAAACUUCCUUUUAUUUCUCCUGCAACACAGUGUCGAGACGCAUCUGCACCAUCAGUGGUGAUCCACAUUACUACACCUUCGAUAAUGCAGUGUUUCGCUUUCAGGGCACCUGCACUUACGUUCUUUCAGAACAGUGUAAGAAUGACCUGCCCUAUUUUAGAGUAGAGGGUAAGAACGAACACCGAGGCAGCACAGAUUUUUCUUGGACGCGACAGGUGAAGGUGUAUGUCUAUGAUGAAACCAUUGAGCUUGUCAAAGGACAUCCUGGUAAAGCUAAGGUUAAUGGAAUCUUUUCAUCCACUCCAUUCUUCCUCAAUAACAACACAGUCCAUGUUUAUGAGUCAGGUUUUACUGUGACUGUCAGCACUGACUUUGGCCUGAUGGUAUCAUACGACGCAAACCAUUAUGUCCGGAUCAGCCUGCCCUACUCUUACCAGAAUGCAACAUGCGGCCUCUGUGGAGACUUCGACGAUAACCCUGAUGAUGAUCUCAGAACCCGUGAGGGAGAGGUUGUGAGCUCUGAUCUGGAUUUUACCAACAGCUGGAAAGCAGCUGGUGAUGAUGAACCUGGUUGUGAGGCCCAGUGUGCAGGUCUGGACUGUGCUGCCUGUUCUGCAGAUGAAACAGCAUUAUACAGCGAUGAUGCCCACUGUGGUAUCCUGCGGAACAGUUCUGGACCCUUUGCUGCAGGUCACCAACAGCUUCCCCCUCAAAAAUUUAUGGAAAGUUGUAUUUUUGAUCUGUGUGCUGGUGGAGGGUACCAGCCCAUUCUCUGCCAAGCCUUAAAUGUGUACACAACUGAGUGUCAGCAAAAUGGUGUCCAACUACCAAGCUGGAGGAGACCUGGCUUCUGUGAAAUCCCCUGCCCAGCUAACAGCCACUUUGAGUCCCAAGCCUCAGGAUGUCCACCCACCUGUGUCAACCCGAAUUCUGCCUACAACUGUCCGCUCCCUGAUCUGGAGAGCUGUGUCUGUAAUGAAGGCUACAUCCUCAGUGGUGGUGUCUGUGUCCCUAAUGAUGAGUGUGGCUGCAGCUUUGAGGGUCGCUACUGUAGCUCUGGGGAGACAGUCAUACUAGAUGAGGACUGUGGGAGGCAAUGUAGCUGCAGUUAUGGCUCCAUGACAUGCAAUUCACAUGGUUGCGGCCCACAUGAAUCAUGCCUAGUAGUGGAUGGAGAAAGAGGAUGCAGACCCAACAACUAUGCUACAUGCUUGAUUAGAGGCCCUGGGUCAUAUCAAACAUUUGAUGGAGUGAAAUACCAAUAUCCUGGGGCUUGUCGACUGACCCUUACCAAAGUGAUGGAAUUGGCAGAUCACCCGCACUUUAUGGUGACUGCAGAGAAAGUCCCCAGAGGGCAAGAGGGUUUUGCACGCGUCCUGAAGUUUGAGGCAGAGGGGACACAAGUCUCCAUUGAGAUGGCAAAAAGCAGCAUAAUUAAGGUUGAUGGUGAGCUGGUCAGCCUACCCUACAGCUCUGGGUCCACCCGUAUCAGCAUUUACCAAAGCAGUGUUUUCAGUGUCAUCCUUCACACAGCCUUUGGUGUAACUGUGCAGACAGUCUGGCCUCACUUUGUGCGUGUCACUGCACCUGCUGUCUACGACAGCUCACUUGGUGGACUCUGUGGAAACUACAAUGGUUACCCGAAAGAUGACUUCCUUACACCCAAUGGCGCUCUGGUCAACAGUUCUCAGGAGUUUGGGGACAGUUGGCGAGAUGGUUCCCUCGUUGCUCACUGUGCGGAAAGUGUGAACGAUAACCCAUCAGUCAAUUUCAAUUCUAAUGAGUUCUGUGGCAUUCUCAGCUCACAAGAUGGACCAUUUACAUCUUGUUUCGGUGUGGUGGACCCACAGGAGCAGGUGGAUGUGUGUUCGGAUAUCCUCAGGGGCUCUAAAGAUCCUGCAUCAACACUGUGUGAGGUUCUUCGCGAUUAUGCGCUAAUGUGUCAAGAGAAGGGUGUUUCCUUGGGACCGUGGAGGGAUUCAACUGGCUGUGAGCUAGCCUGUCCUUCAAACAGUCAUUAUGAACUCUGUGGGACCACUUGUCCUUCUGCCUGCCCGAGCCUCUCCUCCCCCUUCACCUGUGACACUCCGUGUCAGGAUGGGUGCCAGUGUGAUGACGGCUUUGUCCUCAAUGGAGACCAGUGUGUACCACCAACAUCUUGUGGAUGCUACCACCAAGGACGCUAUCGGCAAAGUGGGGAACAGUUCUGGGAUGAUGAAGAGUGUCAGAGCUUGUGCACCUGUAAUGGUAUGACUGCUGCAGUCCAUUGUGUCCCGGACUCCUGUGGUCCUCAGGAGUCGUGCCGUGUGGUGGAGGGUAAGUUUGGAUGCCAUCCCAACCCUCAUGGCACCUGCUCGGCCUCCGGAGAUCCUCACUACGUUACUUUUGAUGGCCAGGCCUACAACUUCCAGGGAACCUGUCGCUAUGUUUUGGCAGCGGUUUGUAAUGCCCUUGAUGAAGUCCAAAAUUUUUCUGUGGAAGCUAAGAAUGAACCGUGGAAUGGGUUGCAAGUUUCUGUCACAGCUGAAGUCUUUGUUGAUGUGUUGGGCUACCAAGUGCAUAUGUCUAGAAACCUCCCGGGUAUGGUAAAGGUAAAUGGAAUAACAAGAAAUCUCCCUAUUCUGUUGAAUGGAAAUCUAUCUAUUUUCGCCAGUGGAACCCAAACAUUUGUCACAGCAGAUUUUGGUUUGAGUGUUACGUAUAACGGACGAAGCACAGUGUCUAUCUCUGUACCUACAAAUUACAGAGGAAAACUGUGUGGACUCUGCGGGAACUUCAAUGAGAACCAAAGUGAUGAAUUCCUCAUCCCAAAUGGAUCAAUAGUCACUGAUCCAGAUGAUUUUGGGGCAGCCUGGAAGGUUCCAGGUAACUCCUCCUGCAGUGAUGGUUGUGGAUCCUCCUGCCCACAGUGCAACAAUGAUGGCCCUGCCAGAGCUCAGUGUGAGGUGAUUCAGGCAUCCGACGGGCCUUUGAGCUUCUGCCAUGAGGAAGUGGAUCCAGCACCAUAUUUCAAUGACUGCGUGUUUGAUGUUUGCGUGUCGGGAAAUGGGGGCCACGAUCUUCUUUGUAGGGCCAUUGAAGCAUACGUCAGUGCCUGUCAGUCUGCAAAUGUCCGAGUCUACCCUUGGAGACAGAAAACCACCUGCACAAUUGACUGUCCAGAAAACAGUCAUUAUGAGCUGUGCGGAACGGCCUGCGACCACACCUGUGCCAGCAGCACUGAUGCCACCUGUGUGCAUGUUUGCUCAGAGGGAUGUUUCUGUGAUAAGGGCUUGGUCAGGAGCGGGAAGACGUGUGUCCCAGUGGAGAGCUGUGGCUGCCAACAUGAUGGCUUCUACUAUAAUCAUGGUGAGUCCUUCUGGACAGAGGGUUGCUCGCAGAAAUGUGAAUGUCAUGCUCCCAAUGACCUGCGCUGCUCAGCUGCAUCGUGCGGUCCUGCACAGCAAUGCACCAUCAGAGAUGGCCAGCUGGGAUGUCACCUGAACAAUGCCAUGUCCACUUGCACCGUGUGGGGAGACCCUCACUACAUCACCUUCGAUGGAGCCCUGGCACAUUUCCAGGGCACAUGCUCUUACGUCAUUACUGAGAGCGUAAGCCACAGCAGCAAUGAACCCCAGUUUACGGUAGUGGCCACCAAUAAUCACCGUGGCAACAACCGUGUGUCGUUUGUGUCUGCGGUGGAUAUUUACCUCUCAAACCAGCCAGAGAGUGUACAUGUCCAGCUUGGACCCAACAAAAGAGUGAAGGUAAAUGGAGCUGAGGUGUCUCUUCCCACCGCCGCAGGGACUUUAGCUCAGGUGCUCAGGCGGGGCAGCAACAUAGUGCUUGAUGCAGGUGACUUCAGUGUCCAGUUUGAUGGCCAAAGUACUUUACUGGUCAGAAUGGACCAACACCAUCAGAACAGAGUCACCGGGAUGUGUGGGAACUUCAACAGUGAUGCCACAGAUGACAAAGUGUUACCAAAUGGCACACUAGCACUAAAUGACAAUGAAUUUGGUCACGGCUGGAAGUCCUCCACAAGCCAAACAGGGUGUGGAUCCACAGAUGAAGAUAUCGAUGGACUGAAUGACUGUCCCUGUUUAGAAGAAUACUCUGAACUCUGCAGCGUCAUCACCAACACCAGUGGUCCAUUCAGUGAUUGUCACCCAGACUCUGACCCUCAGCCAUUUUUCACUUCCUGUGUCUAUGAUCUCUGUCUCUACACUCAAGCUAAUGGGAUGCUUUGCUCUGCUGUCUCGGCCUACGAGAGCACCUGCUCUGCUUUGGGGUUCAACAUCCCCGAGUGGCGCCCUGCUUUACAGUGUGCGGAGUCAGACCCCUGUGAACAGCUGGACUGCACAGAGGAUGAGUGGUGUGGGCAGAAAGAUGGUGUGUACGGCUGCUUCUGUGAUGGACACCAGAAUCAGCACAACAGUGAAAGCUAUGACUCAUCCAUCUCUUGUGAGAGCAGUGCAGGCAACAUGUCCCUCUCUCGCUGCCAGCUGUUUGAAGCAGGCUUUCAAUCCGAUGUCCUUCAUCUCCGAGACGACUCCUGCAAAGGGACCAUUCAGGACGGACGAGUGGUGUUCCACUUUGACAACGAUGAAAACCUGUGUGGGACGGUUCUCACGAGCAAUGGAACCCAUUUCAUCUAUGAGAACACCAUCAAGGGUGACGUGGACCAUUAUGGAGGCGUAAUCAGUCGUCAGAGAAGCAUCCAACUCCUUUUCCGCUGUGAAUACAUUCUGAGCCAGGCCUUGUCUAUGGAUGUGGCAAUCAGCCCUGUGGAGAGUCUAUUGAAGAAGAAGCUUCCAGUUGGCAAUGGUGUAUAUCAUAUGAGAAUGAUCCCCUUCACGGACUCAAGCUUCCUUACACCUUACCAAAGUAACAGCAACAUAGCAGUAAAAGUGGAUGAUAGGAUUUACGUGGCAGUGCGAACAGAUGGAGUGGAUGGACGGCAACUCUCCACCCUUCUCGACUCAUGCUGGGCCACGCCAGUCAACGAUCCAAACUUCCAUGUCCGCUGGGAUCUCAUUAUUGCAGAGUGUCCUAAUCCAGAAGAUCGUACAGUACAGCUGUUACAGAAUGGCAACUCCACCGAGGCCCAUUUCUCCUUCAAUAUGUUCAACUUUAAGAACUAUUCAUCCAUUUACAUUCAUUGUGACGUCCAUUUGACUCUUACGAGAGAAACUGACGACUGCACAGCUCACUGCAAGCCGGGUCACCACAGACACAAGAGGGAUGUAUCACAUCAUGACUCUUCAGGCAUCUCAGUUGGGCCACUUAUCUCACAGACCGAUCCCUCUGAUGCCGGAGUCCAGAGUAGCGGCGCUUCACGCCAGCUGACUUCCAUCAUCGUCCUGACUGUGAUCUUUCUUACUGCCAAAAUUCUCGUCCAGUAAGACGGAAGAGGAAUUGAAGUUCAGAUUCUUUCAACAUUUAUCUAGUUUUUGAUGUUUUGAGGGCUUUCACUUUGGGCGUUAUGUGUGGCCAGGUAUGGGUUGCUCCACACCUAGGUGUGUGUUAAUGCUGCUGUCUUCUCCCCCUCUCCUUCCUCUUGGUUCCCUCGUCCACAGGCUGGCAGUCAGUUAGCAAUCAGGAGGUUGGGUUUUGGCCGGGAUCUCCAUCUCCUUUUGGUUCAUUACUUUUGGGUUCACCUUUUUCCUUGUUUAUUUUCUCCCCAGCAAUUUAAAAACAAAAAAAUAAAUAAAAUUUGUUUUCAACCCUUGAAA